This is a messenger RNA of Parasteatoda tepidariorum (common house spider), 1076 nucleotides long. The record is from RefSeq and is a predicted model, not a curated record. NCBI's taxonomy places the organism in Eukaryota, Metazoa, Arthropoda, Arachnida, Araneae, Theridiidae.
AAAAGCAAAGAAGAAAAACAAAUCAAAUGGAAUAAUAUUGUUCAAAACGUACUCGAGCAUGCGAUGCUCGUUGUUUGAAUUAUAAGUAUGGGUUGGUAGAAAAGAAAAAGAAUUUAUUCUGGUGUUCAAAUUACUUUUAACUGGUCAGGAUGUUCAAACAAAGCACUAUAUCGACUCAGUACCUGAGGUCUGGAAGGAUUGCUGUUACAAUAAUCGAUGUAAAAGAUCCUGCACAUUAUGUUGUUAAAGAAUAUGCAAGUAUCGGAGCCUCGCUUCAAGUUAUUAAAUUUAUUGAAGUUGAAGAAACGAUGCAAAAUUAUUAUAGAUCUAUAGAAUUGCCAUUUAGCCAAAUUCCAUUAAAGGAUACAAUUGUGAUUGUUUUGUUUAACAAGAAGUUCUUCCGUGCUCAAGUUCAAAGCAUAAUUAAUACAACAAGAGGAUAUACUUUUAAAGUUUACCUUUUGGAUUAUGGGAAAGAAUGCACUGUACCUCGCUCUUGUGUAUAUGAAAUUAAUUCUGAUUUUUUGGCACAUCCUUUCCAAGCAAUUACUUUUAAACUAUUUGAUGUUGAACCAAUUAGCUUAGUUGUGAAUUCAACAGAUUUGACUCUAUCUUAUGGUCCUGUAGAUUCAUGGGAUCCUUCUUCUGUAUCUUAUAUUACAAAUAUGAAAAGAGAUAUGGAGGAAGCAUAUAUUGAAGUAAAAGGUGUUGAAAAAAAUAUGCUUGUUGGAUCUCUUUAUGUUACUCUUUGUGAUGGUGAAGUUAUUUGCGUUAAUGAUGAACUGAUUGGGAAACAAUUUGCUCGUGCUUAUCCUGAUAGUUCAGAACUAAUAAUAACAUUAGAAAAUUAUGUGCAACAGCGGUCUCGUCCACCAACACCGUGUGCUAAGUUACCAAUCUAUUCUUCUGCAGAAAGUAUUUCUUCUACAAGUUCUUCCAAAAGUUUUAAGGUAUUUUAUAUUUUAAACUUUUUUGUUACAAAUAGUAUUGCUCUGUCUUUGUUUGUUUUUCUUAUUCUUUCUUUUAAAAAGUGGCCUAGUAAUCGGGUUAAUUUUGUAUAAAUAUCUACCAUCUAA